AAGUGAAAGUAUACCAUCUACUGAAUGUAUCACGAAUCGAGUUUCGUUGUUAGCCUAGCAGAGAGCUGUCUCCAUCUUAAAAUGCGUUUUCCCUCAUUUAAUGUAAGCUAAGCAUAUUAUAAGCGACAUUUAGCAAAAUUAUUAGUUAUCUUGUCAGGAGCUGCUCGGUGAUGUUUACAAUCCUCGUCUUCCUGUCGUUGGUUUAUGGGCUGGAGGGAGCUGAUGUGGUCCUGUCCUGCUCUCUUAUCGAGGAAGGGGGCGGGAUGGGAGGCAUGAUGGGCGGGGCAAUGUUUAAGCGCACUCCCUCUACUCUGGUCUUCAAGGAUCUUGUUGGGAAUGAUGGUCUGUCGCCAGAGCUCGUGACCCCAUAUAACCCCCCUGAGACCCCUAACGCUGACGAUCUCAUCUUUGAGAUGACCUUACCAUCCAUUCAGAUUCCUAACGCAGACUUGCUUCUUCAUGCUGAUUGCAAUGAACAAGAAGUGGUUUGUGAGAUCAGCCGUUAUGUUCCUCGGGGUGCUGAGAUGGAUUCGCUACCUGCUCAUUUUAUUGGUUCAGUUCAGCUGGAAGGUGGAGGCAUUAGCCUUACUCUUGUCCUGCAAACGCUUCACGGUGACACAGCAAAAUCUGACACAGAACCACUUAUGCAGAGUAAACUGAACCUGCCUCUCAGCCAAUCUGGAACAUUGCUGACAGAGGUUGUGUUUGUGGUGUUUUCACGCGUCCCAUCAGUCGAGGCUCCAAUCGGGGGUGAUGCACUGUUAGACUGUGGCUUUAGACAGAAGAACUCCGUCCCUGGGCAGGAUGUGGCCCUUGAGUGGCGCAUACAACACAGAGGAAAUGGCCGUAAAAUUCUUGAUAUGAAAGCGAGGGAAACAGAAACAGACGUGGAACAAGACUUAUUUGUGGACCGGAACAACACAAGUGCUGAAGCAGAUCUUCUGGUGCGGGACGGUAAUGCGUCUCUGACUCUGAAGAGGUUAAAGGUCACAGAUGAGGGCACAUACAUCUGCACUGUCGGCUCUGGAGAGUUUCAGACUCAACAGAUCGUGCAGCUGCACAUCACACAACCUCCUCGUGUCACACUAUCCGAGGAGAAACUGACAUUUCAGGAUACGACACCCCAGAAACUGAGCUGCCAUUGUCAUCGCUACUAUCCUCUGGAUGUCCAGGUGGAGUGGUUUUCCCAGGCGCCUUCCGAAGAAGAGCCUGUCUCUUUGUCGAAAGAAUCCUCCCUCUCUAGUCACCGGCAGCACAGUGAUGGAACAUUUUCCCUCUCCUCUCACCUCACCCUUCAGCCUGAUAAAAACCCACCUGGAACGGUUAUCACCUGUAGGGUGUCUCAUCCCGCUUUAGAAACACCAACUGAUGCCACUCUGACUGUGAACGAACCUGAGCCAGACACAGCCUUCUGGACAAUAAUUUUAAUAGUGGCGAUAUCAGUGGUGUUUUUGUAUCAAGCAUUUAGAGGUGCAGAGAACUGAGGACCAGUCUUCUGUGUGAACACUUGGAAGGAACCAUCUUUUUUUUUUACUUCAUCUGUGUGAAAGUGUCUUCAAAAUGGGUUUAAUUCAUUCAUUGUACAUUUGUUGAACAGAAGUUAAUGUCAAAAAUCAAUUUCCUGCAUAACUUAUUCUAUAAAUGUGAAAUGAAUUCUCUAUUUUUUUUUCUGAUGUUCUAAUCUAUUGACUGUUGUUUAUUUGUUGUACAUUUUCCUUGUUUUUAAAUAAAAACAACAGAAGGUUU
Labeo rohita (rohu) is the source of this 1746-nucleotide messenger RNA. It is a transcript of the gene tapbpl, whose product is annotated as TAP binding protein like. Gene Ontology annotation, biological process: antigen processing and presentation of endogenous peptide antigen via MHC class I. The record is from RefSeq and is a predicted model, not a curated record. Gene Ontology annotation, cellular component: membrane. The transcript has 9 exons. NCBI's taxonomy places the organism in Eukaryota, Metazoa, Chordata, Actinopteri, Cypriniformes, Cyprinidae. Bases 171 to 1484 code for a protein of 437 amino acids.